Messenger RNA from Exserohilum turcica Et28A, 1092 nucleotides. RefSeq lists its product as uncharacterized. The record is from RefSeq and is a predicted model, not a curated record. NCBI's taxonomy places the organism in Eukaryota, Fungi, Ascomycota, Dothideomycetes, Pleosporales, Pleosporaceae. Bases 1 to 1092 code for a protein of 363 amino acids. The transcript is spliced from 2 exons.
AUGGUAAACGUAUAUGUUUAUAAAAUAAGAUGGGAGCCCGAGGAUCGGCCGUUUCUCAUGGUGAUCCGGCCACAGGUGCAGGCGACUGCGGACGAAGACGACGCGGUGGUGGCUAACACGACAUUUUUGGUGCCGCGGUUUGAAGAGGCGCGCGCGAGGAUGCUCAGCAUGCCGUUUGAAAAUGACAUUCAUGUUGUGGCGUAUGAAGAGCACUGGAAUUACUAUACGACGCUUUCCCUGUCGGAGAUCUGGGGCGAUACGCUGUCGCCCAAGCUCAUGGUAGACGACGAAAUGCGCGACUUCAUCCAGCGCGGCCUGGCGUCCAAUGGCUUUACUGUCGCUGGGCUGGCCGGCCAAGUCGAAGCCACGCGCCAGGUCAAGACAGCGCGUGAAAUUGGUAUUUUGAAAGCCGUGAACACGGGGACCGCGCAGGCGAUCCGCGCUAUGAGACAGUGUCUUUAUCCCGGGGUGACUGAAAACCAAGUCAAGCUUGUGCUGGAUGAUACGCUGCGCGCAGCAGGACUGGAUCCCUUCUUCGAUAUUGUGGAAUUCGGCAAGAGUGCGGCGCUGCCGCAUGGCGGAUACGAUGUGACGAGGAAGCUUGAGGCUGGUAUGUUUGUGCUCAUUGAUGUCGGAGCGAAGUUGUAUGGAUAUAGCUCCGAUGUGAGUCGUACGUUCUAUCCCCCCUUUGAAGCAGCACCACAGGCUUCAGAACACAAUCAAACCGAGCAGCUGCAUGUCUGGCAGCUCGUGCUGGAUGCGCAGAAAGCAGCUGUCAUGGCAAUGGUACCAGGCGCUACGGCCGCGUCUGUUGACAUUGCUGCGCGCGAUGUUAUCCAAGCGGCAGGCUAUGGCCCGUAUUUCACCCAUCGUCUAGGCCAUGGCAUUGGCAUCAAAGCGCACGAAAGCCCGUACCUGAACAAAGGCAACUUGGCGACAACACUGCGACCAGGUAUGGUAUUCACCGCUGAGCCUGGCGUUUACCUCAUGGAUCAAUUUGGUGUGCGCCAUGAAGACGUGCUCGUCGUCAAAGAAGACGGGGAGGCGGAGAAUAUUAGCGGUGGAUUCGCAAAAGGUCCCUGGGAACCUUGA